This is a messenger RNA of Dermacentor silvarum, 2385 nucleotides long. Its product is annotated as cholinesterase. Gene Ontology annotation, biological process: acetylcholine catabolic process; choline metabolic process. The record is from RefSeq and is a predicted model, not a curated record. The transcript has 3 exons. Gene Ontology annotation, molecular function: acetylcholinesterase activity. Lineage: Eukaryota; Metazoa; Arthropoda; Arachnida; Ixodida; Ixodidae. The coding region runs from base 97 to 1689 and encodes 530 amino acids. Gene Ontology annotation, cellular component: plasma membrane.
UCAGCGUUAACCAGGUGACGGCAUCCUGCGCUGCUCCUUGACAUCGGUUUGUGACUGGUGCUGCGAACGGGUGCAUCGAAAGCGUCCUGCGCCACAAUGAGACCCGCAGUCUUCUUGCUGAGCUUGUUCUACUGCUCAGCAUUGGCGUCUGAAAGCAAGUUGAUAGCGUCGACAUCCCAGGGGCAGCUGAUAGGCAAAACGGAAAGAUUCAACGGAAAUGCGGUGGAGGCAUAUCUGGGGAUCCCCUAUGCACAGCCCCCUGUGGGAAAGCUGCGAUUCCGCAAGCCCGCUCCUCUGGACUCGUGGAAUGGAACGUACGACGCGAGCAGAGCCAAACAUUCCUGCAUACAAACCUUGUACCCCAUUAUCUUUCACAUAGAAACAGACCUCUCGGAAGACUGCCUUUACUUGAAUGUUUGGACUCCGAGCAAACAGGGGCCCCGCAAGCCCGUCUUGGUUUGGAUCCAUGGCGGGGCUUUCAAGUUCGGCUCUUCUCACGAGCGCUGGUACAACGGUGCGGCACUUGCCUCCCUGAACAAUGUCGUUGUAGUGUCCCUAAACUACAGACUCGGCGUGUUCGGCUUCUUCAACUCCGGUGACGAAGAAGCCCCAGGAAACGUGGGCCUCUGGGACCAGAAUGAGGCCCUCAAGUGGAUCCGUAAGAACAUCGGGAAUUUCGGCGGGAACCCCGACCUGGUCACACUGUUCGGAGAGAGCGCCGGGAGCAUGAGUGUACACGCCCACAUGCUGUCUCCGCAUAGCAAGGGACUCUUCAGGCGAGCCUUUAUGCUCAGUGGCACGCUGAGCUACAACUUGCCAGUAGAAAGCGUGUCCGAGAGCGUUCAGAGAGGCAACGUGGUGGCCCGGAUUCUAGGCUGCACUGGCUCGCGCGCGGCUCAGUUGCGGUGUCUGCGCACAAAGGGUGCCGAGGACCUGCAUAAGGCAGCCGAGGAAGCUGCCAGCAACAGGAUCGUCACUUUCUUCCCAACGUCCAAAUCCGAGUUCCUGCCGGUGCUUCCUUCUCGCGCGGCUGCGACGAAAGACUACGACCCGGUCGACGCUCUCGUCAGCGUCACGGAGGACGAAGGCGCCUUUGCGGCCAUAUUCCAACCGGAGAAUAGGCUCUGGGAACAGGAGCUCUCUCAGCUGGAUGAUGAGGCCUUAAAAAAGACCAUCCAACUCCUCGUUCAAGUGUGGAGCCAGGACAAAGUGCUCCCCAUAGGCGUGGCGUACAUCGACAGAGCGGCUUCAAAUGGCAAGCAGGCUGUAAGGAAAGCACUAAUAGAUUAUGCGGGAGAUGCUUACUUCAAGUGUCCCUCAAUGGCGUUCAGCCGAAAGCACUCUCAGGGCGGAGGCAAGGUGUACGCCUUCGUGUUCGGCUACCGGUCCGACAAGUACGAAUUCCCCGCGUUCUUCGGAGUGCCGCACACGAGUGAUAUUCCGUACUACAUGGGAGGCCCUUUCCUGGACGCAGAAAAGUACACGGACAAAGACCGAGAAGUCAGCAGGAAAACCAUGGACAUGUUGGUGUCAUUCGCAAAAACAGGGAAGCCGGCGCACCCUGGUGGGCUCUCGUGGCCGGCGUUCAGCGAAAAGGAGCCCAUCUUCCAGUGGAUUCAACCCGGAAAUUACACGCAGGUCAAAGACCUUUCUGAAGGAAGAUGCGAACAGUUCAAAAAGCUACUUUAAUUCCUUGCUUCUUUGGUCUUCCUGCGCAACCAGGGUCAGCCGCCGCGGUAGUCGUCCAUUGGCUAUGGCGUAGCGCUGCUGAGCUCGAGGUCCCGGGUUUGGUCCCAGCUGCAUUCCUAUGGUAGCGGGAUGCAAAGAGGCUUGUCUACAGUGCAUUGGUUGCAGGUUAAAGAUCCUCAGGUAGUCACAAAUCAUACGCAGUCGCCCAGUACGGCGUGCCUCAUAAUCAUAUCAUGCUUUCGGCACGUAAGACCCCAGAAUGUAAUUUCUUAAAGCACGAGCCAACUUGAGAGCGCUAUGCUAUGCUCCCUGCUUCGCGCAAGGUGAGUCAUACUUGUUUCAAUGGUUCCGAGACAACUGUCUUGCAUCAAAAUAGUCAUUUAAUUGCGUUGGCUAUCAGUGUGUCGCGUAUGUUUGUGUGCUGGUGUAAGUAGGUGGCGUUCAAGUUGAAGCUACGACAUCCUAAGUUAGACCGAAACCAAUCGCGAAGGUCGGGCUUCUGCGUGCUAUGGGCCCCAGAAGCGGCGCUAUAGGAACGCUAAGUUCUGAACACUACCAACAGAGAACUGCGUUUUCACUGAAUUUUUUUUUAAAAAGAAGAUAUAGCGUUUACCACUGCUGUGUGUUUCGAAUUUUGCAGAACGUUCUGUUUUUUUUUUUUUUUUUGGCUCUAUCGUGUAAUACGACAUCUGAUAC